GUUUGGUCAGUAUUUUGUCUAUCCCUGAUCCUCUCAUCAUACGCUAAACGCUGAAUACGCACAUACACCAUCGCACACCUUGUUAUUGAUAAAUGACCGACGUUGUUAUUGAAUCCGUGAAGUGGGUGUCAGGUGGUUCCAACCCAUCACUCUCCAUUGGAUGUCCCUCCCGUGUCUCUGGGUGACUGAUUAUCUGUCUGUACGCCUACACGUCCCAAGGGCUGCCAUCUCCGUGGGUGAGGGAGGACCUUUCAAUGUUCUGGACCAGUAGCAAAGACCCUCUCCACCGCUCAUCAUUCCGCCUCCGCCUCAUGGGCCGUCCCCACCACUCCCACCACCUCCAGUCCUACCCGAUUUGCUCCUCGCGGGGUUCAAGCGGCGGCGCUGAGAGCAUCCAACCUCCGCCUCUCGGAAACCGCCCCAGCCCGCCCGUUUGACGGCUACCAUCGGUCGUCCUCAGACGAUGGUGGACCCCAUUUUCGAUUACCAAUUCCGGCUGAUCCUGAUCGGCGAUAGCACGGUGGGCAAGAGCUCCUUAUUGCGCUAUUUCACGGAUGGGUCGUUCGCCGAGGUCUCGGAUCCCACGGUGGGCGUGGACUUCUUCGCCCGCCUCAUUCAAGUCCAUGACGGCACCAACAUCAAGCUACAGCUCUGGGACACGGCCGGACAAGAAAGAUUCAGGUCGAUCACUAAAUCCUAUUAUCGCAACUCUGUUGGUGCCUUACUCGUGUACGACAUUUGCAAUCGCGACAGCUUUCAACAUAUCCCAGUAUGGCUGAUGGAAGCUCGCCGACACAUCGAACCCUAUCGUGCUGUGUUCAUACUCGUGGGUUGUAAGCUGGACUUGGUGCACGAGAAUCGAAACAAUCGCGAAGUCACUACCGAAGAGGCGAGACGAUUCGCCGAAAUGCACAAAAUCGGAUUCGUCGAGACCUCGGCCAAGACAGGUCACAACGUCGAGGACGCCUUUAAUGGUGUGGCCCAAGAGAUUUACGACAAAAUUAGAUCAGGCGAAUACUCCCUGGAGGAUGGGUGGGACGGAAUCAAAAAGGGCUAUUUUGGUCUUCAACCCGGUGGUCGAUCGGUUCGAACAUCUAGUGUAAUCGGGGGCAGGAUGUCUAUAGCCGAGGGUGAACCCGCACACGACCAUUGCUGUUGAUCGAGGCGGAACCAGUAGUUUCCUCUCAAUUUCAUAUAAGAGAAAACGCACUGAAAUGAUGUGAACAUUGGGCGUCAGUCAGACGAAUAUUUUAGUAGUUUCGACUAUGGCUAGUUGGGCGCCCAUUUGCCCCCUGUGAUAUCACCUUUCCAGCAACGAUGUGGAACUCUAGCUGCAUGCAGUUAAAACUAAUCAUCUUUAUCUAUGCAAUUGUAUUCCAUAUUCGAUUCGAGUCGAUCCCGGUUGCGCUAAUGAGUGUGGUAUUUAUACUAAAGAUCUUGAUAAUGAACGAACAACGCACCCUCAUUUUGAAUUAAUAAGAAAAUAUGUGUUCUUAUUUAACAUAAUAACAAUUUGACGUUAAAAAACAUAUGCAAAUAGAAA
This is a messenger RNA of Tigriopus californicus, 1543 nucleotides long. It is a transcript of the gene Rab39, whose product is annotated as ras-related protein Rab-39B-like. Bases 464 to 1159 code for a protein of 231 amino acids. The transcript is spliced from 2 exons. The record is from RefSeq and is a predicted model, not a curated record. Lineage: Eukaryota; Metazoa; Arthropoda; Copepoda; Harpacticoida; Harpacticidae. Gene Ontology annotation, cellular component: Golgi membrane. Gene Ontology annotation, molecular function: GTPase activity; GTP binding.